Messenger RNA from Spea bombifrons (plains spadefoot toad), 942 nucleotides. RefSeq names its product olfactory receptor 13C9-like. Bases 1 to 942 code for a protein of 313 amino acids. Gene Ontology annotation, biological process: G protein-coupled receptor signaling pathway. Gene Ontology annotation, cellular component: membrane. The transcript has a single exon. Gene Ontology annotation, molecular function: G protein-coupled receptor activity; olfactory receptor activity. NCBI's taxonomy places the organism in Eukaryota, Metazoa, Chordata, Amphibia, Anura, Pelobatidae. The record is from RefSeq and is a predicted model, not a curated record.
AUGGAAGGAAAGAACCAGACAUGGAUGGAUUAUUUCGUCAUUAAAGGUAUCACUGACCUUCCAGAACUUCAAACCCCGAUCUUUCUCCUGGUCCUACUCAUCUACAUUACCAUUCUUGGUGGCAACGCAACCAUCUUACUCCUCAUUUGCUUGAACCCCCAUCUUCACACGCCUAUGUACCACUUCCUGAGUAACUUGUCAGCCCUGGAUAUUUGUUACACCACAGUCACCAUGCACAGCGUUUUGAUCAGCUAUGCCUCGGGGGACAAGAGGGUUUCGUUUUCGGGCUGCAUCGCCCAGAUGUAUUUUUACGUGUCUUUCCUGUGCUGCGAGUUUAUGCUGCUGACGGCCAUGAGCUACGACCGUUACGUGGCCAUAUGUAACCCGUUACGCUACGCGACUAUCAUGAACAGUAGGGCCUGCCUUCUUCUGAUGGGUGCAUGUUGGGUUUUGGGGUUCGCAGAAGUCGUACCGGCCAUUUUUAUCAUCUACAACAUCUACUGCUUUCGGUCUAACGAGGUCAACCACUUCUUCUGCGAUCUUCUCGCGGUGAUGAAGCUCUUUUGCAGCAGGGCUUCCGUCAUGGAGCACCUGAUCUACAUCGAAUCGGUAUUUAUAGGGUUUAUUCCCUUCUCUCUGACGAUCAUGUCCUACGGUUACAUUAUCCAAACCAUAACGAGAAUUAAUUCCAACCGCGGGAAGCGCAAAGCCUUCUACACGUGUUCCUCGCACCUCACCGUCGUCUCCCUUCUGUACGUAACGAUUUUUUGCAUGUACAUGAGACCCACCUCUUCGUUCACCCUGGACUCCGACAAACUGUUCUCUCUCUUGUACACCACCCUGACGCCCCUGCUAAACCCGCUCAUCUACAGCCUGAAAAACAAAGAUGUCAAAGCGGCGGUAACGCACCUGCUUAAACGCAAUAAAAUUAUAUCAAUGUGA